GUGUUUCCGGUGUUUCCCUCAACCUGCAUGUGUGAUAUCAAAGUGGAGUCAGUUUUGUAAAUAAAUUGAACUUAACCAGCGAAGGGUAUAAAAAUGGUUCGUAAAUUAAAGCACCAUGAGCAGAAGUUGUUGAAGAAGGUGGACUUCAUCAACUGGGAGGUGGACAACAACCUACACGAGGUCAAAGUGCUGCGGAGGUUUCACAUCGAGAAGAGGGAGGACUACACCAAAUACAACAAGCUGAGUCGUAACAUCAGAGAUCUGGCCCAGAAAAUCAGAGACCUGGACGAGAAAGACGGCUUCAGAGCUCAAAGUUCACACCAACUACUGGAAAAACUUUACAGCAUUGGACUCGUCCCAACCAAACAGAAUCUGUCCCUCACAGAGAAAGUCACAGCGUCUUCGUUCUGCAGGAGGAGGCUGCCCAGCAUCAUGCUGAACCUUCGUAUGGCUCAGAACCUGAAGACAGCCAUCACCUUCAUCGAACAAGGACAUGUGCGUGUGGGCCCUGAGAUUGUCACAGAUCCAGCAUUUCUAGUCACAAGAAAUAUGGAAGAUUUUGUUACUUGGGUGGAUUCCUCGAAGAUCAAACAGCAUGUCAUGAAUUAUAAUGAUGAGAGAGACGACUUUGAUCUGGUGGCAUAAAUCUGUGUCCUGAUGUCCAUCCAUCACUCUGGAGGACAGGACAGGAACAAAGACUCUGAUCUUUUCACUAUAACAUCAAUAUAAAGAAAAGGAAGGAUUCUACAACCCAAGAGUCACCAGUUUGAAUCUCCUACGAACUUGGAAAUAGUUGCAAGAAAAUAAAUGUUCUCACCACCAUCAAAAACUGAAGUUUCAGUGGAGUAAGGAGGGAAAGACUCUACGUCCAGAUUCUCCAUCAAUCAGUUUAAAUUGCAGCAAGUCAGCAGUUAAGAUUUUUAUUUGUUAAGUUUUAACAAAUAACUCAAUAGAUAAUCCUUCGCUGGCUAAGUUCAAGUUAAAAUCAAAGCGCCUCUCUGAUGCAAACAGAAUGUGCAACUGGGAUCUACUGACUACUGUUAAUUCAAUAUAAUAAAACAAAAUCUAAUGAUACUGCAGCAAGUGAACAAUACUGGGCAACAAUGGCUGACAGAAUAACUCAAACAGUGGUAUCAUCACCAUCAUCAUUACACACAUGGCUGAGCUGAACAGUGUUGUGUAGGUGUGACUGUUCUUUCUCAAGUAGCUCCAUGUUGUUCACUCUGGAUAACAUGUUUGUUGAAUGAACAUAACUGGCUUCCUUGGAUUAUUAUGUGUGUGUGUAAGACCAGAGAAGUGUUGGUAUAUGUAAAGAGAGAGACUGUCAUCAGUGACAUUAACAUGUUAUGUUUUGCAUGCAUACUUUUGUAAAAUAGAUGACAAUUUGAUAAAUAUUUAAUCUUUUCAAUAAGACUUUCUUACAAUUCUGUAAACUUUGUGAACAAUAAACAUUUUUUUUACUCACAGUA
Messenger RNA from Thunnus maccoyii (southern bluefin tuna), 1469 nucleotides. It is a transcript of the gene imp3, whose product is annotated as IMP U3 small nucleolar ribonucleoprotein 3. Gene Ontology annotation, biological process: rRNA processing. Gene Ontology annotation, molecular function: rRNA binding; snoRNA binding; structural constituent of ribosome. The record is from RefSeq and is a predicted model, not a curated record. The transcript has 7 exons. NCBI's taxonomy places the organism in Eukaryota, Metazoa, Chordata, Actinopteri, Scombriformes, Scombridae. Gene Ontology annotation, cellular component: small ribosomal subunit; small-subunit processome; Mpp10 complex. Bases 94 to 645 code for a protein of 183 amino acids.